AAAAGUCAUUUCCCAACAAAAUGAUCAAUAAAUGGCAAAGCACCCCUAAAUUUCUUAUCUCGUCAAAAUGGACUGUAAUUGGCGUUAUAGAGCAAUAAUUGGCUUGUUGUGUGCUACUCACAUCGUUUUGGUAAAAAAUUUUGUUGAUUCUGUAAAAUAUGAGAGUGAAAUACAAAAUUCAGAUGAAAGUGUUAACGAACACGCAAGUGAUAAUGGGAUGUGUGCGGAGAAGAAUGUGAUUAGAAAUAAGUCGUUUGGAACGUUCAAGAACAUGGAUUCGCACGAUAAUGCAUUCGGCAAAAUAACCAUAAACCGUGUAGGGGAUGAUUGCCGUAGAGAUGUGGAACGAGGGAAGGCAAAAAGCAGACGGUACACGGCUAAUGGCGGGAAUGAGACAGAAGAAAUUAUUGAGAACAGUUUAGCAGCGAUGUGCGCAAAAGCUGAUGAAAAAGGAAGAAACGAACGGAUCGAUGGUUUGAACAAUGACACGCGGUUUCAAAUCCUUUUUAAAUCGACAUUAAAUUUCAGGAACUGCCUCAAAGAUUUGUUCAAAUGGUUUUGCGCAUAUCUGAUCAAUGGUCAAAACAUGGACACAAACGAAUCGAUUAAGAUAAUAUCGCGCAGUUCUACCACAAGAGCAAGUCAUGUGGCCGCAAGGUCCUGUGAAAGCAGGAAUGCGUACUGUUUGGAGAACUACACGCACGAGAUAUUCAAGUUUCACAGAUUGUCCCAGGAGCAAAUUGAGCAAUUUAUCGAAACCUACAUAUCAUUCUACAAUGACCACGCACCGGAACACUCCAUUGUCGAUAAGCUGUUCCUGCGCUCGCCGUCACGUAUCAAAGAGCGCCAUGCUCAUUUGGCAGCCCUCAGGACUUUAAACAUACGGAACAUCAAACGAAGGGACCGCUAUGCAUUCGUGCCGAUUCUGCAAUGCACCGAAAUAAUCUCCGUCAUACUUUCCGUGUUAUCGUUGUUCAAUACUGUUAUAGCGUAUCAUACACGAAUACGCGGCAGAAAAACACCGCUCCACAACCUUUACACCACCCAGUACUACAUUAGCUGCGUAACAUGGGUAGGUUCUAUCCUGCUACACAUCGAUGAUAACCGCUUCACCCGUUUUUGUGACUAUUUCAGCGCACUUUUAGGAAUUAUGUAUUAUUUCUACACGGCAACCGUACGUCUUCUGCUGUCCUUCAAGGUAAGCAACGUCAAAGAAGUAACAACACAUCUGUUCAACCUGCUUGCUCUUGUGUAUAUAUCGGUUGUACAUCAUAAUAUUAGCAAUUUUGAUCCCAAGGCUCUCAAAUUCGUGUCAGGUAUUUUUAUUUUCCUUUUUCUCACCGCUAUUCUCAUUCAAUCCGUCUUUUUCCACAACAGGUACAUCAAAUACGUCGUUUUUUUCACGAUUAUAGGUCUGAUGGCGGAAUCGUCUGACAUUGAGCCGUUUUGCUUUGUUCUUGAUUCGCAUGCUAUGUGGCACCUCUUUAUUGGAAUACAGAAUUUCUACUACAAUCGUUACUUAGAGGAAGAAAUCUCCUUGAUGGGAGGUGAUCGCUAGUAUGAGCAGCUUCUUGCUCAGCAGGUAUUAAAUUCCAUUUUGAACGUCGUUCUUGCAAUUUGCCCAGUUUAUCGGAUAUAAUACGUGGUUUAUCAUUGGAUUGCAAAUACGGGCAGUCUUUCACAGCCUUUCGACCGCUGUGCUAAUUGCGCGUUUAUUACCGAAUUGAAAGGCAUUUACUUGCCAUCGAUCUCCUUCCAAAAAUUGAUUUAAUUGCUAGCACUGCGCUCUGCCCACUAGAUAUAGUUUCUUGGUAAUUUACUAUCUAUCUUAGUUUAAACAGCUUUUGGUUCAUGAAUCGGUAUUUUUCUCAUGUAUUGGCAUGAUGUACUAAAUUAGCUGCGACAACGGUAGGGCACAAUUCACGAUUACUAUAAAAUGGAGAUUGAUGUGUACACUCAGUGAUAGUGGACCAGAAAUGUUUUUUUGCUCAGUGCAGGUGUUGAUUGUGUGGUAUAAGGUAGGUAGGGCACCGUAUUUGCUGUUCAAGGAGGUGCUUUAUUUAGUGCAGUAGGAAAGCGUGAUAAUUCAACGAUAGUGAUCAUAAGAUUGUCUUUUAGGUGGUUGCACCGUACCUGAACGGCAUCAUUUCUAUAACGAGCUAUGUUGGUGCCAUUUUUAUCUUUAUUUAAGUCAUAUUUUCUUUGUGACUGAGCACAUUAUUUUAUUUAUGAUCUAGCGACACGGUCAAUAAAGUGGGUGAAUAUGGAAAAGUUAAGUUUAAACACCAUUUGUGCACCUCUGUUAUUUGAAAAGGUAGAUUAAUCGAUUUAAUACGCUCCAACCACCACAUACACACAUCUCCUAUUUUUUAUUUCUUGGU
Vavraia culicis subsp. floridensis is the source of this 2381-nucleotide messenger RNA. RefSeq lists its product as uncharacterized. The transcript has a single exon. Gene Ontology annotation, molecular function: hydrolase activity, acting on ester bonds. The coding region runs from base 68 to 1558 and encodes 496 amino acids. Lineage: Eukaryota; Fungi; Microsporidia; Pleistophoridae. Gene Ontology annotation, cellular component: endoplasmic reticulum membrane. The record is from RefSeq and is a predicted model, not a curated record. Gene Ontology annotation, biological process: GPI anchor biosynthetic process.